AUGACAACGACAACACCAACAAUAUUACCACCGCCGCCUACCCUUGAUCCUUCCAAAGAAGGCAAUGCGGGAUCGCCUUCGAAUGGGGUCAUUAUCGGCACGGUGGCUGUAGCGUUCUUCAUACUGACCGUCCUAGGCAUUUGGCACUUCCGUCGGCAGAGAGUAAAGGGUCGUGGUCUGUUUGGGCACAGCGGGUCCAAGAAGUGGGUGGACAACGAGAAGGGUCUUUACCAGGCACAUCACCAGCCUGGGUACAGUGACUCACCCUCUCCAACUCAAAGUUACUACGGCGGGAACGGGUACGGCCACAGCGACGCUUACUACUACCAGUACAGCAACAAUCUCCACGACAGCAACAGCAUCAGCCGAGGACCACAGAACAACCACCCAGAGAUGGAGGAGGAGGAGAACAACACGCGCUCAGGCAUGGUCCGGCCCCAGACUCUUCCAAACGACACUGCAGUCUACUGGCCCCCACCACCAGGACUGUCACCACAAGGACUAUCAUCAUCAUCACCGCCACCACAACCCUUUACACCCUUGACAGAAUCAUCCUCAGCAGCAGCAGAAGCAGCAGCAGCAUCGACAUCACUUAAACGCAGCUUAACGCGCAACCCACAGGAUCACCGCCGCCAAGAGCAAUUGGAACACUUGCUGAUGCUACAACGUCGACAGAUUCGAGAACUCCAGGAACUACAACAACAGCACCAACGCGAGAACCCAUUGUCAUCCGUGUCGGGGCCUCACGCGCCCACACAACAAGACCGUCAAAUCUGGCAGCAGAGCGAUCAGGAGCAGCGGCAGCAGUGGUUACAGCAGCAACAGCCCCAUCAGCCAAGAGGAGGAAGAGAUAACAGUGGAGGUAUUAUUGUGAGUGGGCCUGUUGGUGCUGUAAGGGAUCCGCAGGACUGGGGCAUCUAUGACGAUGCCGGCAGAAGAGGUGGAAGUAGCGGAAGUCGUGGAGGUGGAGGACACAGCCAAAGGGUAAUGCAAGAAAGGAAGAGAGACAGCGGCGAUAGUAACGAAGAUGGAGAGUCUGGUGAAGAUGGACAGCAGAGUUUGCGACAGUACAUUGCACAGAUGAAGGCAGACUACGAGGAGCAGUUCCGGAAGCACCAGGAGGAGUUGGAAAGACUGAAGGCAGAGCAGGAGACUCAGCUGCAGAUGCUGCGUGAGCAAAUAAAAGAGUAG
Linnemannia hyalina is the source of this 1191-nucleotide messenger RNA. Lineage: Eukaryota; Fungi; Mortierellomycota; Mortierellomycetes; Mortierellales; Mortierellaceae. The record is from the annotation of a GenBank genome assembly.